GUUGCGGUUUUAUAAUAUUGACAGUAGAUGAACGAAGCGGAGUCGAAAGCAAUGUGGAAAUUAAUAUUCUUUAGCUGCUUAUGUGGCCUAAAUAAUCAAAUUGUAACUUCCAAUUUGAACGAAGGCAAUUCUUCUUCUGUAGAUUGUAAGAGCGAAUUUGAAAAGUUUAAGAAUAAUAAUAAUCGCAAAUAUCUACGCACCUAUGAUGAAAUUCGAAGUUACAAGGCGUUUGAGGAAAACUACAAAGUUAUUGAGGAACACAACCAAAACUUUAAGGAUGGUCAAACGAGCUUCAGAUUGAAACCCAAUAUUUUCGCUGAUAUGAGCACUGAUGGUUACCUUAAGGGAUAUUUGCGACUAUUAAAGAGCAAUAUUGAAGACAGCGCGGAUAAUAUGGCCGAAAUAGUGGGCUCUCCCCUGAUGAGUAAUGUACCCGAAAGUUUGGAUUGGCGCAGUAAAGGAUUCAUCACACCUCCGUACAACCAACUUUCCUGCGGUUCCUGCUACGCUUUCUCCAUCGCCGAGAGCAUCGUAGGCCAGGUUUUCAAGCGAACCGGGAAGAUACUGAGCCUGAGUAAGCAACAAAUUGUGGACUGCAGUGUGUCCCAUGGAAACCAAGGAUGCGUCGGCGGCUCCCUGCGAAAUACUCUGCGCUAUUUGCAGAGCACGGGUGGCAUAAUGAGGGAAGAGGAUUAUCCGUAUGCGGCAAGGGGCAAAUGCCAGUUUGUUCCCGACCUAUCCGUAGUUAAUGUAACAUCUUGGGCCAUUCUUCCCGUGCGCGAUGAGCAGGCCAUUCAGGCGGCAGUUGCUCACAUCGGACCAGUUGCCAUAUCCAUAAAUGCCUCCCCGAAGACAUUUCAACUGUACAGUGACGGCAUCUACGAUGACCCCCUGUGCUCGUCAGCUUCAGUUAAUCAUGCCAUGGUGGUUAUUGGUUUUGGAAAGGAUUAUUGGAUAUUGAAGAACUGGUGGGGACAAAAUUGGGGCGAAAAUGGUUACAUCCGAAUUCGCAAGGGAGUCAAUAUGUGCGGAAUGGCCAAUUAUGCAGCUUAUGCAAUUGUUUAAUCUGUUGCUUAUACAUAUAGAUAAUGAAAUAAUCAACAAAUUCAUGUAACAAGUUGACUUCCAAGUCUAUAAAGUAAUGGAAAAAUAAAUGAUUUUCAAAUAA
Molecule: messenger RNA, 1168 nt
Organism: Drosophila yakuba
Lineage: Eukaryota; Metazoa; Arthropoda; Insecta; Diptera; Drosophilidae
Product: procathepsin L
Exons: 5
Coding region: 28-1065 (345 amino acids)
Cellular component (GO): lysosome
Molecular function (GO): cysteine-type endopeptidase activity
Source: RefSeq, a predicted model, not a curated record